UUUCGGGACUGUUCAUCAAAGACGAAAGGUGUAGAUAGAUUAGAAAAUCGGGCUCGGUACUCUGUACAAAACGAAAGAAGAGUUACUUAGUUUAACAUAAUUAUUAUGUGGCGUUUGGAAUGUCUAAGGUCUAUUAUACAUUAAACUACAGAAGAUAAUUUGAUUGACAAUGUCUACUGGAAAUAACGAUGUGGAAUUAAAAGAAGGCUUGGGACAAGAACAUAACAAAGAAUCUGAAAAAUCCCCUAGACCAUCGUCGCAGAUGAAAACUACCAAUAAUGCCCUGGAUGUUAGAGCUGCUAAUGACAUCAGGAACAAUCAGUCUGGGAGAAACAAUGAAAAUGUUGUAGGUGCAACUGAAAGCAGUAAUAAUAACCCAGUAAGUGAUGGGGCCACAGACAACCCUAACGCCUCAGAAAAUCAAUCUGAGAGAGAUAUUGAAAAUGCCGCAGAUACUACUGAAAAGAAACGAAACAGUCCCAAUGAUGACACCACAUACAAACCUGUUGAGAUGAACACUCCUAACGUCCCAGAAAAUCAAUCUGAGAGAUAUACUGAAAAUGCCGCAGAUACAACUAAAAAGAAACGAGACAGUCCCAAUGAUGACACAACACACAAAACUGAUGAGAUGAACACUCCUAACGUCCCAGAAAAUCAAUCUGAGAGAUAUACUGAAAAUGCCGCAGAUACUACUAUAAAGAAACGAAACAGUCCCAAUGAUGACGCAACACACAAACCUGUUGAGAUGAUUACUCCUAACGUCCCAGACGAUCAAUCCAAGAGAGAUACUGAAAAUGCUACAGGUACUGCUGAAAAGAACCGAGACAGUCCCAAUGAUGAUGCUAAACACAAACAUAAUGAUACAAGUAUCCAAAGUAACUAUUCUGGCAAAGAUAUUCAAAAUAAUGAGGAUACUUCAGAAAGUAGUACCGAUGAUAAAGGCACUACGACAAUAUGUGAGAGCAAAUGUCAUGGUGAUGGAAGUCCUACCAAUGUCCCAGACAAUGCGAAAAUUUCUCCGGGAGAAAUGGAUGAAAUUAAUGACAGUAAGGACACUGCAGGAAAGUCAAAUAGUGACACAGAGCCCAUUGAGAAUACAGAAGUUUCCAAAAAUAGUGACGAUUUUUCUAAUCAAGAGUAUGGGUCUAGAGUUCCACAAACACCAGAAGGCAAUAUUAAAAGCAAAUCUUCCUGGAAUGAUAAAAUGAAAACACAAGCAGUUACAGUAGUAUUGGUCAUGUAUGGCAUUUUAAUUCUUCUGUUGUUAUAUAUGGUGAUGAAUUCACGGGUACCUUCUUCCCCGAUUCCAAUACCACCAACACCCGAAAAAGUAUUAAAGAAGAUUUCUGCUAUCAGUUUUGAAUUGGAUGCCCUAAAACUGGAAAAUUUGAAGCUCAGUGAAAGAGUUAAGAAUCAAGAAACAGAUAUACAGAGAAUAGAAGGCAAGAUAAACAAACUGAAUGAAACAGUGGAAGGCCUUAAACAAAUAGUAGAGUAUUUGAGGGAGAAACUGCCUUUUUUGGACGGGAAGCUAAAGUGGAUGGAGCAGGAACAGACAGAACAUGGUAACUAUAUUCUAUUAUUCCUAUUUGUAUUCCUGCUGAUAUUCCUUGGAGUAAUGGUUCUAAUUAUGCGUCGCAGAGAAACACAACCUACUAGUAUCUCAACAGGACGAAUUCAAAGUUCUGUUCAGUUCCAAAGCAAAGUGGGUGGCAGAACGAAUACUUCUGUGCUUGAUCAAAUACAUCCCAAUGGAUUAAAAAAAACAAUUGGUAUUGUUAGCUUCAACAAUAAGACACAUAAAAUCCACAAGGAAAUGCUCCAGCGCGCUUUAGAUACGAUGGAUAUAAAUACUGAGAUUGAUGCGGUACUUGUAGACCGGGAGGAUAAAAUUCUGACGAUAAAACCUUCAUGUUUAGUGUUUAUUUUUGUGGAUAGAAAUGAUCGAAAUAUUAUUCUUGAAGACUCAGAAUCAGAGAUUGGAAACCUCAGGCGUAUAACAACACAAAGUUUUAUGAAGAUGGGAUCUACUGUUGUGGUAGUUUAUGUUAAUGACAGAAAGUCUCGGAAUUUAGAUGGGCGUGACCUGUAUAAUCCCUUCCUACAGUCAGUCAAACGACAUCCCGUAUUGAGGGAAUUACAGGAAAAGGGGCGUGUGUUCUCUGUGAUGGACAAUUUCAAUCAAAAUCAAAAUGAACAUAUUAAGCAGCUUCUGAAGAAUUCUGGAUUGUGAUGCUUUUAUCUAAGCAAAGGUUUUUUUUUUUCAGAUAAUAAAAAAAUUACUGUUA
Molecule: messenger RNA, 2288 nt
Organism: Saccostrea cuccullata (small rock oyster)
Lineage: Eukaryota; Metazoa; Mollusca; Bivalvia; Ostreida; Ostreidae
Exons: 8
Coding region: 170-2233 (687 amino acids)
Source: RefSeq, a predicted model, not a curated record